This is a messenger RNA of Chelonus insularis, 1722 nucleotides long. RefSeq names its product transport and golgi organization 11 (gene Tango11). The record is from RefSeq and is a predicted model, not a curated record. Lineage: Eukaryota; Metazoa; Arthropoda; Insecta; Hymenoptera; Braconidae. The coding region runs from base 123 to 842 and encodes 239 amino acids. The transcript has 5 exons.
UGUCGUGCAUAACGAACAAAAAAGUGUACGUUACUCAUUUUUCGUAGUUUGUUGAUUUUAAUGAAGUAAUUGUGAAAUUAUAAGAUUUUUUUAAAAAAUUUAAACCUAGAACCUAAUUCUAAAUGCCUGACAUAAUUCCUGAUACUGAUAAAGUUGCCAUGCCAAAACCUCAAAGUCCAGCGGUUUUCAACGGAGAAGUGGAUAACUUUUACGACCAAAAUUAUGAAAUAAAAAAUAAGAUGAAACUCCCAAAGACUAUAAGGGUUGGUGAUGAAUAUAAAGACGACGAUUCCGGUACAAAUAGAGCUACUUGGAAUCAAGCAAUACCAAAUGAAGUGCUAGACAUGCACAUGCCUGACAGAAUUUUAGUUGUUGGGCACGAUCAACAUAUUGGUCUAAAAGCUCCACCAAUUGAAAUGACGCUCGAAAAUUCUGUAAUUCCUCCUGAACCAGAAUUCACAAGAGUUCAGACGCCUCCACGAGUUCUUACAUUAGGAGAUCAUUUUUUCCCCACUGUUGACGAUGAUAAUAUUGAUGACUACAUGAAUACAUCUGAUUUGAACCAAAGUAUUCCAAUUACAAAUGGAUCAUACAUGAAUGAAACUCAAAUAGUUAGGCGUGCAGCUAGAGAACAAACUCCAGUAUGGAACAAUACUCUAGAUGUUUCUCUAGCACCAAGUGAAGAGAUUCAACACCUUCGUCGACAAGUUGGAAAGUUGAACCGCAGAGUAAUGGCAGUAGAAUUGGAAAUGUUACAACGGCAACAACGUGAUAAAAUUUUUUAUGCUAUCACUAUAGCUUACUUUUUCAUCAAAGCCUUCAGUUGGUUAACUAGAAAUUAAAAUAAUCACAAGUAACACAGUUUAAUUAAUUCGCCACUCUUCCGUUUUGAAUAGAACAAAAAAAUUAAUCAAAGAUUGCACAAUCUAUAUGAAAGUAAUCUUUUUUCAUAGUUAAUAUAUAUUGAUAUCAUCAAGUUUAGUAGUAUCCUGAUUUUUAUUGAAUGUGGAUAGUUAUAAAAAUGUUCUAAAGUCGGUUAUACUUUUUUUAAAAUUCUAAAUUAAAUUUUUUAUUUUAAACUGAAUACUUAAGAGUUGGCGAUUUAAAAGUAAAAUGUUUCUUGAUAUUCAUUUUGUAAAUUUAAAAUAUAUAAUUGACUACGUAUCGUUGAUCGAAUAGACUGUAUUUGUAAUUUUGAUUUUUUGGCAAAUAAGAUAGACUUCUAGAGAAAUCUAGAACUAAUAUCUUAUGGAUUGAAUGUUAAUGUUUGAUGUGGCAUGUAAAUAUUUUUUCGAUUAAUUUUAACUGUUGUAAUUUGUUAGUAAUAUUUACAUUUUAUGUGUUGAAAGGAAAAAAUAAUUUUUAAAGAGAAAUGAAUUUUUUUUCUUUAAAAAUUAAUAUUUUUCGAUUAAUAAUUAACUCAUAUAAAAUGUUACAAUUUUCAUAUACACAUUAUUAAUUUUGAUCAUUAUAUAAUAAGUGAACAAUAACGAAAAACUGUAAUUUUGUGACACAAAUAAUUAUGUGAAGACAUGUAUUUCAUUUGUUUAUCUAGUUGACAUUGUAUACAACAAUAUUUCAAAUGAAGAAUUAUUAAAAUAUUAACAGAGAAUAAGUCUCUGUGCCAAUUGAAUUAUGCCCAUGGCAACACUGUAUGAUAUUGUAUAUUUAUAUGACAUGCCAUAUGAUUCUAGUGAAUAAUAAAAAAUAAUUAACUAUUAA